UACCGCGCUCUGUCCUAGUGUAGGCACAACUACUCCCAAAUUCCAUUUCCCCAUGUUUCCCCAGCUCCCUACAGCACACAGCAUCUCCCUCAAGGAACCUGCGGAAGACAUUCCUCAAUCCUCACACAGUUUCUCGGAGCCUUUAUCAGUACUGCAUUGGAAUGUGUGUAAAUGACGCGCACCACUAAACAAACAAUGUACAUUAUAUUUAUUUUUACAAAUUAUUAUGUAGAUUUUAAAACAGUAAUAUUCGUUCGUUAAUUUUUUUCACAUUCUCAGUAUCAAGUUUGACUCCAGUCAUGUCAUCACUCCGGAAUGUGGCACUCAAGAUGGCGUAGUGCCUUGCCAACUUACGACUAUAUCUUUCUUUGUUUUAUUAUGAUAUCUUAUGUGUCAUGAUAAUUAAGUAUUUCGCUCCACGGUGUUGAGAUUCUGUUACAUGUGUAAAUGACGUAUGAACAUCUGCAUAUAAGUAUUAUUAGAACUUAAAGGGGUAUGUAAAAGGUGUUCUGCAAAUUUUGGUUCAUGGCAUUUCUGUGAGCAUCUUUCGUGAUACUUACGAUGAUAAGUUUCUGAGACGAAAAUAUACUUGUGUGACAUUUGAGUAUACUUAUUGAGCAUCAUCGGUAUUGUGGUAUGCGUUUCGUGACAUUAGCCUCCCAAUAAAUAAGGAUGUAUAUUGAAAGGUAUCGUCAUUCCUGCCGUCGUCUGAAGAUAUAUAUAUUCUUGUUGGUGAGCUGAAUUUAAUGCUUGAAAUUAAUUGACACUCUUCUUGUAUGCAUAUACAAUGCAACAUUUGAAGUGGGAAGUUGAAUUUUAAAGAAGUUACACCAAAGAUCGCCGAUCAUACAUAUGCCGACAAAGUAAAAGUUUGCAUUAUUUUUCUUGUUCAAUUGUUUGACCUUUGAAAACAAUGACGUACUUAACAAUCUGCAUUCAGUGGAUUUUAAUAAGGUGCAACAGUGGCCCGCGGGCACUUGACUGUUGCCCGCCCGCUGGGCCUAGUAUGGGCCAGCAGUACAUCGCCACUAUGAACCCUGCCACGUCAGGCAAGUCGUCCACCCGUGCCUCGGGCUACCAUCAGAAGGCUUUACAAGAGAUUCGAAACUCAUUGUUACCUUUUGCUACAAGUGGAGUUGGUGAGAAUGUUGGUUCUAGUGCUGCAAGUACUAUAUCAACACUUUCGACAACUAGUGGUGUGAGUUCUGCUUCUGGACUAAGUGGUCUUAGUGCUGCGUCAGGUAGUAACGGAGUGGAUAAAGAUUAUAGUUUGUAUCGACAGUCUGUAUCUCAGCUGGUGACCAUGGGCUACUCUGAGGAAGCUGGUCUGCGAGCUCUAAAACUGGCAAAUGGCCGUGUAGAUGCUGCUUUGGACUUGCUUGUGAAGCAACAGCAGCAAACAGAGCCUGUCAAUGGGCUUUCCAAAGGUCCAGCUACAGGCUUGUCUGUGUUGAACACAAAACUCAUUAGAAAACCCAGUUUGGAGCGGGAACUAAGUCUUCAGCCUCGAAGCCCUGCUUUGGAUAGUGGCAUUGGCAGUAGCUCAAGAUCCGAUAGUCCCCGACUUGCUGAGUUGGCAACCCACCCUCAAUUGAGCCGUCAGUAUUCUCCAAGCAGCUUCACAGAACCUCCCCCACCCCCUCCACCAAGAUGUUCAUCCACUCCCCCUCCUCCUCCACCCCCGCAUCCAUCAUCACACCCAUCAUCCCAUCCUUACCCCUCUCCCGAUAUGAAGAAACUGCUGCAACGAAUGUCACCUGCACCUGUACCAUCAAGACCACCUGCUGCGCUGCCAAGCAGUGCUGGUGGUGGGUCAUCAGGCCCACAGGCACAGCAAAGGGGCACUAGUCCUGUGACGUCGACUAGCAGUGGGGUUUCAAGCACCUCAUCUGGUCGGCAGCCAAUGAUUCUUCAGAAUGGACCCCAAGUACAGCAACAGUUGACGCAACAAAUGCAGGCUUUGAACUUAUACCAAAGCAACAGUGUUGCUAGCUCACCAUCUGCUGAGCCUCCGCCCCCCUAUCCUCUUGUUCCUCCAUCUCCCACUGUGCCACCACCCCCACCUUCAUAUACUGCAUCUAUACAGAGCCGCCAAAGUCCAACACAGUCGCAGGACUACCGUAAAAGCCCCUCAUCAGGAAUAUAUUCUGGUACUACUUCUGCUGGUUCUCCAAGUCCCAUUACGGUAUCCGUAUCGAGUCCAACACCACCUUCUGUUGCACGACCUACUCCUUUGCAAGCAUGGGGUGCACGACAAGCAAAAACUCAGCCGCCAAUAAUCAUGCAAUCGGUUAAAAGUACACAGGUCCAGAAACCAGUUUUGCAAACGGCUAUUGCACCAACAGCUCCUCCUCCAGUCACGGCAUCACCUCAGUCCCCACCACAACCUCCUCCACCGUCCUACGCAUCUUCUAUACAACAGAAGCAGCAGGCACCAGCACCCCCUUACCCUCUGCCUUCUCAGAAACCGGCAAUUGCUGUUCCUGGACAGCCAGUCUCUUCCCCUGCAACUACUGCUAGCCCUGUGACUGUGCCCACUACAGAUCCACCAAGUUAUGCCAGUUCAAUUCAGGCACUUGCAGUUCAAAGGGGAAUGGUUUCCCCUGGAGUUCAUAUGCACCAUCCUUUACCUCCUCCACCUUAUGGCCCCACAGGUGAAGACACUCUUGCUCCUCUGUUAGCCAAUACUGGUGCCCAAGUAGCUACAGUGGAGAGCACUGCCACUCCUCGUGCAUCAGCUGUUGUUCAAUCCACUUCUCUUCAUCACCCACCACUGCAGCGAAAAUUUUCUCCUGUAGUUAAUGUGGAUCCAGGAAAUGCACGCUCUGAAAGCCCUGGCUCAACAUCAUCUGCUGAGAGCCGUGUAGUUCCUCAGACUGGAGUGGGAGUUGGAUUUUCAUCUCCAGUUGACAAUACAAUUGGGCUACCACAACAAACACCACCUUUGCCUCCAGUUGCCUCCUCAUCUGUUGCUAAUAAGAACAAGAAUAAUCCGGUCUCUGUGCAAAAUGGAGGGGAUCGAAGGCCAAGUCAUCCUGGUGGACCCCCAUACAAGAUCAAUCAUCAAUCCCCUAUUCCAGAGAGGAAAAAUGUUAGCAAAGAGAAAGAAGAAGAAAGAAGAGAUUGUAAAGUGCGUAAUUAUUCUCCACAAGCUUUCAAGUUUUUUAUGGAGCAACAUGUGGAGAAUGUUCUAAAGUCACAUAAACAAAGAGUGUUCAGAAGACUGCAGUUAGAAACUGAAAUGGCUAAGAUUGGUCUUAGUGCUGAAGCACAGUGUCAAAUGCGCAAAAUGCUCUCUCAAAAAGAAUCUAACUAUAUCAGGCUUAAACGUGCAAAAAUGGAUAAAUCUAUGUUUACCAAAAUUAAGCCUAUUGGUGUGGGAGCUUUCGGUGAAGUGGCAUUAGUGCGUAAAAUUGAUACAAAUCAUCUUUAUGCCAUGAAAACUUUGCGGAAAGCCGAUGUCUUAAAGAGAAAUCAGGUUGCUCAUGUGAAAGCUGAGAGAGACAUUCUUGCAGAAGCAGACAACGAAUGGGUUGUAAAAUUAUAUUACUCUUUUCAAGACAAAGAUAACUUAUAUUUUGUGAUGGAUUACAUCCCAGGUGGUGAUUUAAUGUCUCUUCUCAUUAAACUUGGAAUAUUUGAAGAACCGUUGGCAAGGUUUUACAUAGCUGAAUUGACAUGCGCAGUAGAGAGUGUUCAUAAAAUGGGGUUUAUUCAUCGUGAUAUUAAACCAGAUAAUAUUUUAAUUGAUCGUGAUGGUCACAUCAAACUUACUGAUUUUGGGCUGUGCACUGGAUUCCGUUGGACUCAUAAUUCAAAAUAUUAUCAAAGGAAUGGAGAACACGGGAGACAGGAUUCAAUGGAUCCUACAGAAGACUGGAAUAAUGAAUGUCGUUGCCAUCAAUUGAAACCUUUAGAACGGCGAAGAAAGAGGGAGCACCAGCGCUGUUUGGCUCACUCUCUAGUUGGUACUCCCAAUUACAUAGCACCUGAAGUCCUGUUGCGCACUGGAUACACCCAACUCUGUGAUUGGUGGAGUGUUGGAGUAAUUUUGUAUGAAAUGUUGGUUGGCUCUCCUCCAUUUCUUGCAGGUACUCCUGCAGAGACACAACUGAAGGUGAUCAAUUGGGAGACCACGCUUCAAAUUCCGAAAGCAGCUAAUUUGUCUCCAGAAGGAAUGGACCUCAUUCUGAAGCUCUGUACUAGUGCUGAUAAAAGACUUGGCAAAAAUGCAUCAGAAGUAAAAGCACAUCCGUUUUUUAAUGCAAUAGAUUUUGAGAAAGGAUUAAGACGUCAAGUUGCACCAUAUAUUCCGAAGAUUCAGUAUCCAACUGACACAUCAAACUUUGAUCCAGUUGAUCCAGAUAGGCUUAGGAAUUCGGGAUCAUCUGGUUCUGACAAGUCCGAUGAAUUUUUGGACAAUAAGCCAUAUCAUGGGUUUUUUGAAUUUACUUUUCGUAGAUUUUUUGAUGAUGGAGGUGGUGGCCCAGCGUAUGCUAAUAAAAUUAAUCUUGAUGAUGACAAUCAAGGUCCUGUUUAUGUAUGACAUAAAGUAUCUGGUUAUUGAAACAUUAAUUUUUCCUUAGUGACGGUAAGAUUCUUGCCAAUCCAAUGAAGUAUCAAGUGUAGGAGCUACUGUUAGCAUUUUCAUUCCUGCAUUUGUAUAAUUGGAAGUCACAUAACAGUGUUGGCGCACUGGCAACAAACCUGUGAUAUUCCAUUGAUGUUAUACAUCAUAAAUCUGUUAUGCUGCUUGUAAACUCAGUUCACAGUAGCAACGUUAUAUUUUGUGAGUUUCACAGCUAUAAUGCACAUUCAUGUUCUUGAGAAAGGAGUUACUUUUGAGGGGAUUACUGCGAGUUCUGUAAAAUUACAUGCUUACUAUGUGUUAGUGUAAUGGAGGCUUGCUAUUCCAGUUUGCUUGCAAAAUUGAAAUGAUGGCUACGUGUUAAGAAGAGUUUUAUGUAUUAGUGGGUAUAUCUGUGGAGCAUCCAUCAUUUUCAAAGUUAAUUAACUCAUUAUUCACUUUCAUCUGUGUGCAGCUUUUUAAAAAUGUUUUUUUAGCAGCUGAAAACUAAAGACAGAAUCAAUAUUUGAAGUGUUGGUGCUAUAAUUAUAGGCUGUUUUGGAACUAGGAGUUCCCUGCCAGAUUUUCUUCUGGUUUUCGUUGCCUUACAAGUGUGGUGUCCCCUUGAGGGAUGGAACAUCAUGCAAUUUUUCCAAUGACAGCCAUAUAGUUAGAGUUGUAAUAUAUAGUAAGCUGUUUGUUUCAGAGGCUUUAUUUGCAUUUACACCUCGUGAAAGCACGUGGGUGUAUGAGUUUCUUGUAUUCAGUCCAAUGCUGUGCCUUAAAUGUAGAUUUGUGAAACAAUGUCUAUGUAUACAAUCAUAUAUUUAUUGAAGAAAAAAGUAUUAGUAAAAAUAUUAUAUGAUUUUAAAAUAGUGUCCAUUGAUUGUGUCCAUCAUGCCUUAUACAUGAAUACUAGUUCACACAAGUCAUUCAGGUGGCUGCAGAUGUCUAGUUUGCUAUGUGUACAUUUUCUGUGGUUGUUGUGACCAGCAUUCUAUUGCUCAUCUAAUGAUGGAAUAGAGGUGAAUGUGGGCAAAUGUGAAGUGUGUUCCUCUUUAAUUGUAGUUCGUUCAUGGGGGAAUCAUCGGAACUUCCCCAUAACAACUUAUUAUUCUCUCAUCACUUCUUUCCUGCUUGCUUGUCAUGCAAAACUACAUUUUGCUGUUCCAUUUUAGCAUUCACAUUAGUAUGUUUUAUGGUGUUUCUGUUCUUUUCACUCAUUAAUAAACAGUUGCCACUAUUUAUUAUAUUAUAAAACAAUACCCUUUUCACAACUCAGUUGUGCCAACAAAAUGUGUUCAUGAAGUACUACCAAGUAACUUGUAAAUAUGUGUAAAGCAUACUGAUGUUAAUUUUGACAGUUUAUUGUCUAGAACUGGUUUUUCACUCGGUCUGUAAUGAUGCAAGGUUGAAACUGUCCACUAUGUUUGAUGUACAGUCAACGCCCGUUGAAAAAUUCCUUCAAAAUUUUUUGAUUUAAUAGAAUCUUAAUGGGACUUGUUCAAAUUGUUUUUACCUAUAGAAAAAUGUUUAACUGAUACUAUAAAAAUGAUAGCCUUCUGUGAAGGAUAACAUAUAACAGAAUUUAUUACUAUUAUUAUUUGUAUUCACUCUUUUCCUGCUUCUCACAUAAAUGUGUGUGUGUGUGUGUGUGUGUUUGUUUUUGAGUUUAGCAUGAUGCACAUCAUGCAAUCUUGACUGAAAACUGUUGAUAAAUAAGUGCUUUACAAAAAGUUUUAAGAAGGUACUUUUAAAUAAGAACGUAUCAAUUGAAUAAGAAAUAAUUUUCAAAAGGUUGUAUCUGUCAUAAACUUCAAAUUUUGAAAGAACUAUACCAAUCAACAUCAGAGGCAUUACUGAUUUCUAUACUAAUUUUUAGAACAUCAUAGACAUAUCACUGUGCAAAACAUUGUUUAUUUUAAACUGCUUGUAUUAAAUUUUUAAACCUUGCAGUAUUUGGGAGAUGAUUUAUUUCAUCUGCUGGCAUGAAUGAUUUUCUUUUGUCAGAUUUUUGUGUAUAAAACAAAUUUAUUUCCAAGCUAAUGUUCCUUAAUGUACUUUAAGUGGUAUAUUGAAAUGAAUUGUCUGUUCCUACUACCUUCAUUAUAUGCAAUUAGAUUGAAAAGGAUAUACCAUAAGGCUUUUAAAUGAACGGUAAGAACAGCUAGAAUCUUGUUUUAAAUAGAAAAUUAGAUUUUACUAUGCUAUUAUUUUCAGCACAUAAUCCAAAUUGAAGGAAAAAAUAAAAUUAUGUCAUAGUGAAUUGUUUUUGUGAAAGGUGAAGGUUUGAUCAAAUGCCUUAAGCAACUUUUUUAUGAAAGGCUUGUUUAAAGCAUUAUCCUGGCUUUCUUACAUAUCACUUUGUACCUUAUUCAGUACAUUCAGGUCAUCCAGCAUAAACAACACUUACAAAAUAUUUUGUUCUGAAUUCAUUAAGCACUACUGCAUUACUCUACAAUUAAAAGUCAAUGUGGACACUAAUUCAAGUAGAUCUGUGCCUUUACAGUUAUAAAUAAAAGAAUAGAAUGUAUGUUGUUGUUUUUUUGACACUUGUGAUAUUGGCUGUUUUAUCUAUUUCUGUAUCUGUCAGUCUGAAAAUUUUUUUUGUUGCACAGAUUGGGGUAUUUAAUAAAUAUUUUUAGGAAAUGUAGUUUAUUAUUUUUUUACUGAUGUUACUUGUACGACGUGUGAAUGGCGAAAAUAAAAUAGUUGUAUUAUUUUGGAAUUUAUUUCAGAGGACUUCAGAAAAUUAUAUUGUUUAUAACUGCUUGCACUAAGAAGCUUCGAUAGUAUUCAUUGGACACAGAGUUUCUGUUGAACUCAUGUAAUAUUUUUUUAAGAAUGGUUGUCAUGGAGGACUGUCUUCCAGUUCUGUUAGGUCCCUGUUAGUAAUAGCACUGGUUAUCGUAAUCCAAUACUAGACAGCAAGUUAAAGGUUCAUGAAGUCUAGUCAGAGUUUUAAUUAAUCACAGGGUUAUAUUGUGUGAAUAUUUUUAGACAUUGCUGAGUAAUAUGGAUAUUCUGAAGAUCCGUUAAAGCCGGUUAUUUUGUAAAAACAAGUGUUAAUUGUGGGUGACUGGUUUUUGGUACUGUACUUUAUUGCUUUCUUUGUGCUCUUGUAUAUUUGUAUACUCAUUCAUUGUAAUUGUUUGCCUUAUCUUUAACACGAUACCUGUAUUUAUGAAGGUAGUAUAAUAGAUACUGAUGCAUUGUAGAGUACUAAGCUUUAACAAAAUCACAUUUCAUUUAUAACUUAUUUGUUAUUUUGAUAAUUUUUGUUAUUAAUUAUUUAAAACAGACCAUUUGGUCAUCAGGUGUAAAAAAAGAAUUCUCUUCCUGUUAUUACAGAUAUAGGAGUGUGUAUAACUGCAAAAUAAAUAAUGGCAUAGUCAGAGAUUGGUAUGAUAACAUGAAAGAUUUGUGUUCGUGUUGUUUUCUAAUGCUGAGUAAAAUACAGCCAAUUACUUCCUGCAGCAGGUUUUUGUUUGUUUUUAUUAUUAUUCCUAUUAUUAUUAUAUUAUUAAUAAUUUGUGUUUUGUAGCUGAGUUCCAUAUGUGAUAUGAAAUUGUUGCAGUUAAUUAGUUGUAUGGUUUUAGGGUUAUUUAUGAAAAACAUAGUCCCCUUGGAAAAAAUUACUCGCUGGUUCAGUAAAGGACAAACACAAUUUCUUUUCUUAAAAGUUUAUUGUACUGCAUGUGUUGGGCUUAUUCAACAAACUCUUAGUUGUAUUGAGAUCUACAUCUACAUCUAACAUUAACUCACAAUUAGUUUUAUCAGAGAUUUGGUUUCAUCUGCUGUAUUGUAAACAUUACAAUAUUACAAUGUAAUGGCUACAUGAAAAAAACGUAAUAGUAUAAGUAGUACUGUUACACAGUAAUGUUAGCCAAAGUAAUCAUGUAAAAUACAGAUCUGGUAAUGACAUGUGUAUAUAUUGUAUUAUCUUCCAGCUUUUGUAAUUAUGCUAAAAAUAAGACUUAACAACAUUAUAGGUAUCGCGAGUGAACAUGUUUUGUGUACAUAUUUGAAUAGUGCUGAUGCAAGAUGCAUGAAUGUAUUUCAAAUUAUAACUGCCUCCCUUAUGCUUAAGUUUCUGUAAAGCAAAGUUUGCUCGAAGUGAUAAAUUAAUAAUUUGUACCAUACCUACUCUGAACUUGCCAAUCAGUUGAGACAAGUAUAAUACUCCAGGUAUCUUCAGAUAAGGGAGAUUUGUUUAGAAUUCUAAACAGAAUUUUCCUAGUAAGUACAUCUU
This is a messenger RNA of Gryllus bimaculatus (two-spotted cricket), 8819 nucleotides long. NCBI's taxonomy places the organism in Eukaryota, Metazoa, Arthropoda, Insecta, Orthoptera, Gryllidae. The record is from the annotation of a GenBank genome assembly.